AUGAUUGAUUUGCAGCUUCUGCAGGUAGAGAAAGGCGGCAACCCAGACCUAGUGCGCGAGUCGCAGCGCAAGCGCAAUGCACCCGUAGAACUUGUCGACGAGGUAUUGUCGAUGUACAAGCACUGGGAAGUGAAUGCUACACAGAAAGCCAUCACGGCGAAGAAGAAAGCCAAGGAAGACGCAGAUGCCGAGCUUGCGAAGAAGAAGGAACUCGAUGCCAAGAUCAUUGAGUUCAAGCCUCAGGUCGCUGAGGCUGAGCGUGCGAUGCGUGCGAAGGCAGUGACGAUCGGUAAUAUUGUUGGCGAUAAGGUGCCGGUGUCAAACACAGAAGAUGACAAUCUAACUGUGCGUACGUGGCAUCCUGAGGGACCCAAUGCACAGUUUGAGAAGAGAAUCGACUUUGUUUCGCACCACGAGGUCAUGUACCGCCUUGAACUGUUCGACACGGAGCGAGGUGCGAAGAUCUCUGGGCAUCGUGGCUUUUUCCUCACAGGCGAUGGUGUUGACCUGAACCAGGCAUUGAUCAACUAUGGCUUAGACUUUUUGCGGAAGAAAAACUACAAGAAGAUGAUGACUCCCUUUAUGAUGCGGAGGGAACACAUGGCCAAGACGGCUCAGCUCGAGCAGUUUGACGAAGAAUUGUACAAAGUGACGGGUGAUGAGGAUGACAAAUAUCUGAUUGCUACGUCUGAGCAGCCCAUCUCUGCAUUCCACUCGAAUGAGUGGUUCGAUCGCCCGGCCGAGCAGCUGCCAAUCAAGUAUGCAGGGUACUCGACGUGCUUCCGGAAAGAAGCUGGCUCGCACGGCAAGGAUACAUGGGGCAUUUUCCGCGUGCAUCAAUUUGAAAAAAUUGAGCAGUUCUGCAUCACGGAUCCUGCUAGUUCAUGGGAGAUGCUGGACCACAUGCUCGCCAACUCGGAAGAAUUUUACCAGAGUCUACAAAUCCCGUACCGGGUUGUCGCUAUUGUUUCAGGCGCUUUGAACAACGCCGCAGCAAUGAAGUAUGACCUCGAGGCUUGGUUCCCCUUCCAGGGUGAGCACAAGGAGCUUGUCUCUUGUUCGAACUGCACAGACUACCAGAGCCGGCGUCUUGAGGUCCGGUGCGGUAUGAAGAAGCAGGGAGAUACGAAAAAGCAAUACUGUCACAUGCUGAACGGCACGCUGUGUGCGACGGAACGUGCUCUAUGCUGCUUGGUUGAGAACUGGCAGACGAGUGAGGGCUUGCGGAUUCCACCCGUUCUCCAGCCGUACAUGCAAGGCCGAGACUUCUUGCCAUUUACGAAGGACCUUCCCAAGGGCUCCACGAGCCAGAAGCGCAAGUAA
Messenger RNA from Malassezia globosa CBS 7966, 1323 nucleotides. RefSeq lists its product as uncharacterized. Gene Ontology annotation, cellular component: cytosol. Lineage: Eukaryota; Fungi; Basidiomycota; Malasseziomycetes; Malasseziales; Malasseziaceae. Bases 1 to 1323 code for a protein of 440 amino acids. The transcript is spliced from 3 exons. The record is from RefSeq and is a predicted model, not a curated record. Gene Ontology annotation, molecular function: ATP binding; tRNA binding; serine-tRNA ligase activity. Gene Ontology annotation, biological process: seryl-tRNA aminoacylation.